Amoebophrya sp. A25 is the source of this 1820-nucleotide messenger RNA. The record is from the annotation of a GenBank genome assembly. NCBI's taxonomy places the organism in Eukaryota, Dinophyceae, Syndiniales, Amoebophryaceae.
UUGGAUUUUAGUAGUAGAGGUACGUUGAGUAAAGCACGCAUGCAGUGUUUAUAGCUCCUGUACUUUUUUGCAUCGAAGAACGAGAACGAACGAAUAAGUUAAAGGAGUUUUAAAUCUUUCUAAUUAUUGUGUAAAAAACGAGUGGACAUCAACACCAUGAUAGACAAAAUGCGUGGUGUCGUCGGAGGUCGUUCGCGCGCUCUCUACUCGUCGCCGUGUGAGAUCACGCAUGUGGCUGGUAGACUAGUCGCCCUUCUGGUUGCUUGCACGCAGAUGACCAGUUUGACCGCAACUGCAAGCCGAUCAACCAUGCAGAGGAGUGCGAUUUCAACACAUUCUUGGCAAUCCAUAGAGGAUGCUUGGAGAAGAAGUGAGGCCGCAAGUACUGAGCCACCUAGGCCGCUUCCGGAACUACAACAAGACCACGAAGAACUAAAGCAGCUGCAUCAAGGGAAUUUGUCGACGUUGAUGUCCAUGCCAAUGCCAUCUUCUUCUGGGGGAGGAGAAAAAUUGUUUUCGGCCACAGGAGGAGUUUGGGUUCCACCGGAACUGCGCACGAAGACGGCUGGCGGUCCAGUGCUUUUUCCCCAUGGACGGAGGCAGCAGGAUGGGUCUUUUGCAGCCGAAAGAGAUCCGUAUUACGUGUUUCGUGUAGUCGGCGAACGGAAAACCGCUUACGGAGAUGAAGAAGUAGCAAUUUGCUCUGGCUGCGCUGGUGAAGAGAUUCAGAGUGACGGUGACGAUGGCAGCCCACUGGUUCCGUGUCCUGUGCCGGGCCGGGACAAGCCAAGCGCCACAGUAGUCACCGACGACCCUAUGGACUUUGCGCAGAUCGUGGAGCACGCUAGUGGCAAGGGCGACUGGAUGCCCAACUUAAUUGUGGUCGUCGACGAGGGCGGGAUCGAUUCCAUCGCCAACGCCAAUGAGGGCAGGCGCAAGGCUCAAAAGGUGAUUGCCGGCUUCUCCGUGAAGCAACCCGAGCGGGAGCUCGCGCAUCUUCGCCAGGAGGACUUGCGCCGGAUACGUGACAUGCUGCCGCACGUUUUCGGAGAUUACGUCCAAUUUCUGAGGGAUUCCGCAGAGAAGGACUUCCCAAAUCAAGAAGGAUUGGAACAGCAAGUCGCGGAUGCUUUUGCCACUGAUCCGGUUCACCGUGUGGCCUACGCCGGACUGCGGUAUCCGUCUUUCCUCCUUGUCUACGAAGAAGUGCAAUUCGAACUCGUGAACGACUUGGACCUCGAUGACGUGGCACAGCUGCGCGAACUCUUUGACCAGGAAAAUCAACAGCAUCCGUCGAUGCAGCUACCGAGCAACCGAUCCUGGUCGCUCCUGAGCACGUCGGUGGGCGGCUCCUGUGAUCUACUCGCGGGGCACGAAACCGACGCUGACGGAGACGAGGCAUUUUUAAGUGACGCGUGGGACGCGGGAAGAAACAUGUGCUUGGGGCCGACUUUGAGUGAGCAAUCGGGAUUUUUGGGGCGACCGGUCGGUGGCGAAACGGCACGUCGUUCGGCACAGGAAAUGGCCAUUUCCAUCUUGAAUCGACGUCGUGCGAAGGAAAACGCGAAACUUUCGUUUCCUCUGUGCCCGCUUCCUACUGAGGGCAUCGUCUUCUUUGGUUUCGACCCUGCUACGCGCUCUGCAUUGAUCGGCUACGAAAAAGAGACUAAUUUGCUUCAACACUGCAAAGGAGCAACUACAGGUGCAAACGGCGCUGGCCAGAAGCCAGCGAAAGAAGACCAGGCGCAGCAGCAGCGGUACGAGACGAGUUUGAUGCGGGAGAUUCGCAACGGAAAGGCUCACUUAGAAGCAAAAUCGGC